Molecule: messenger RNA, 6378 nt
Organism: Phytophthora sojae
Lineage: Eukaryota; Oomycota; Peronosporomycetes; Peronosporales; Peronosporaceae
Exons: 12
Coding region: 1-6378 (2125 amino acids)
Molecular function (GO): RNA helicase activity; metal ion binding; RNA binding
Source: RefSeq, a predicted model, not a curated record
AUGAAUCAGGACGUGGCGGUGCCCCCAGCGGCGGCUGCAGCUGGAGCAGCAGCAGCAGCGGCGGCGGCGGCGGCUAAUGACGCUGCGGAAGACAAGAACGCGGCCGCGGACUGGAGCGACUCGGCGGACAACUCGAACUCGCAGGACGACGAGUUCCUGCCGCAGCCGCAGGGCCCGUCGCUCUCGUACGAGCGCAAGAUCCGGCUGCACAAGUACGCGGAGAACCGCGCGCGGUCGUGUCUCGGCCUACUGGCGGACUCGAGCAACGCGCUGUGGAAGGUGCACGACUGCAAGAACGACAUCGGCGUGUACAAGCCCAGCUCCGACUGGUCCGAGUCCGUCUCGGCCAAGGCCGUGGUGUUUGCCAACGCGGCGUUCCCGAACGUGCUCAAGACCAUCUACGACCUCAAGACGUCAGACAAGUUCAAGCUCUUCAUGCGCAAGGUGCUGGGCGACAUGUUCCUGGACGCAGAGGUGCUCGAGGACCUCAACGGCACGGGCGUCUACCCCAGCGCUAACCCACCGCGGGACGCGCGCGAGAUGUACAAGCAGGCGGCCAUCAAGUGGUGGGCCAUCAAGUCGGGCACACUGGCUAGCAAGUCCUCCGACUUCUACGUGCUGGAGUACAUUGGUAUCGAGACGUCGGGCGGGGAUAUCGUUGCAUGCUACUUGUUCCAGGAAUCGCUGGCGGAAGUGGGCGGCAUGCCGCACAUCCAGGGCAACAACCUGGAGCGGUCUCAGUUCGACGCGCUGAUCUGCAAGUUCGAGCGCACGUCCUCGCCGGACUACAAGGACGACUUUGUCACGAUCUCCAUCGCGUUCCAGCGACCUCCGCCCAUGGUUAGCCUUUUCCGCAGCAACCCUGCAGUGGAGAUGGUCACGCAGCUCGCACGGGGUCUUCGCGACUUGCUCGAGGACCCGCCAGAGCUGCAGGAGAUCUCUGUUGUAAAGACGUCCGCUUGGGUGAAAGACAAAGAACGUCGCUUCUGCGUGCUUUGCAAUCGCCGCUUUUCGCCGAUCUUCCGGCGGCGUCACCACUGCCGGACGUGUGGGGAAGUGAUCUGCUGGGCCUGCAGCAGCACCAUCCGCGUGCCCUCGAUCAGCUUCACGCACAAUGACACAGGUAAGCAGGUGCUGUCGCGCCACCAACCGAGUAUCCGCGUGUGCAGCAAGUGCGUGGUGUCCCACCAUCGGUCGAAGAGUGGGAGGGAGCUGAAUAACCAGGAGGACUUUAAGGACUGGAUCCAACGCAGCACCGAGCAGCAGCAGCUCGCUGCAGGCGGCGAGCCGGGAGGUGGAGUGCAGCAGCUCCGACUGCCCAGCCCUUCGCACUCCCAGGACUUGUCAGGUGCUUUGGAAGCCCCGCUCGAUGAGAAGGAGCAAGUUCCAAGCUCCAAGGAGGAGCGUAUGCCUCGUAAGUACCCUCGCGGUUCCAAGCAUAUGCGCCGGGUGCGUCGAUCUCACUCCGAAGUCAGUGUCGAGCGCGCUACCGGCCACGGCCGGGAUAACCAGCUGAGUGUGGCCAAGCCCGUCGCCACAAAGAGCAAGAGCCCAGGUAGCAGAGGACGUCCCACCAGUGCUGGUCGUCGUGGUCCCUCGCAGGACCCCGUGCGGCAGUCUGUGCCACCAAGUCACGACAAUCAGGAGGAAGCGGAACGGAGAUCAAGUUCGAUGGAGAGACUGCCCGUUCAGAACAGUAGCAGCUACGUUCAUGCUGCAUCUGCGUGGGCUACGAACAAGACAGAAGUUCUCGCGAUGACUGGUGCCUUUCAGGAACUGAUGACAAAGCUCGGAGGUGAUGUCCAUUUCGUGGUUGUCGGCUUCUCCACGGGUUUUAGCGCUGAAGUAAUUGUUAACCUGCUUCGCCAGUUAGCUCCCGGGGUGCCCUACAUCGGCGGUACGAUCGCUCGUGGCAUGUGUGACGAGAACGCGUGGGUGUCUGUGAAUCGGCACAACGAUGAAGGGCUUGUCACUCUAUGGGGAGUGAAUGACCCCCACGGAAUUUACUCCGUUGUCCACGCCGAGUACUCGCAGAGCGACGCACAUGAAAAGACGUAUGCAGCGGCGAAGACUGCAUUUGCCCGUGUAGCAGGUGACGUGGAUGCUGGAGAAAAACCGGCAUUUAUCGCUACGUACGCGUGUCCGCUGUUUGUAGAGCACGCGAUUGACGGUAUCCGCGAGGCAAUUCACUGUCCGAUUAUCGGUGGAUGCUCUUCAGACGCCACAAGGCACGGUGAGGGUGAGGUAUCGGUCUCUUGGAUUCAAAUCAGCAGUAGCAGUAGUUCGGACUACACGAAGAGUGUUCGUGACGGGCGAGGUGACUGGACGGAAAUGGGCAUCGCGUUUGCGCUGUGCUUCCCGAGUGUGGAGACGUACGUCAGCUGGUUUAGCGGCUACAGUCCGGUCGGAGUAAAUAGCGAAUACUGCAUGGGCACAGUCACGAAGGCAUCGAACAAGACGAUCUACGAGAUCGACUGCAAACCAGCGGCGGAAGUCUAUCAAGAGUGGCUUGAUGUUGCGUCAGACAAGAGCCAGACUGAGCUCUCUUCAAUCGGGUUCCCUCGGCUCGGCAGCCUGCACCCACUGGGCACUACGAUCGACUUCGUGUCGAACCAAAUGGAGAUCGACCGCAGCAUCGACGCCAACUCUUCGUCCUCGCUCUGUUCAAUGCAGUCGAGCGAUUGGUCCAAGCUUAUCAACAUGACGGCGGUGAUCACUGGCAUCAACGAGGAUGGCUCACUGAGCACGACCAGCUCAGUUGCCUCCGGCACGAACGUUGUGCUGAUGGAGACCUCCGCGCAGUCGUUGAAGACCGCCAUCAACAAGAUGGGAGCACAAGCCGUGGAGAGCAACAAGUUCUACAUCCACGAGACGAUCGGCUGUCUGAUGUUCCUGUCGGCCGGAGUGCAAGCUCUGCUAGGCCACAAGAGCAUGGCCGAGAUGGUAAGUUGCCACUGCUUCCGCAGCCGCAGCCCGAGUCGCGGCCGCAGCUCGCGCGCGUCCUCCCGGCGCCACGGCGCGUCGUCGUCGUCGCGUCGCAAGCGCUCGAGGUCCCGCUCGCCGUCGUCCGCCAGCGGCGCGUCGCGCUCCAGAUCGCGCUCUCGGGAGCGGAAGCGCCGCCGCGCGUCCAAGUCGAGCGACAAGCACCGCAAGAAGCGCGCCAAGAGCGACCGGCGGGAGCGGCGCCGCUCGCCGUCGCACUCGCGCUCGCGCUCGAGGUCGCGCAGCCGCUCGCCCAGGAGAUCCAAGUCCAAGAGGGACAAGAGCCGCCGCAGCUCGCGCAAGAGCAGCCGCCGGAGCAGGAGUAGGAGUCGGAGCAGGAGCCAGGCGAGACGCAGGAGGUCCGAGUCCAAGGAGGAGCCCAAGGAGCAGAAAGAUCUUAAGCUAGAAGAAGCCGACGGACGCGCUGCCGAUAGGGAAGAGAAGACGCACGCUGCUGAGGUGAAGAACGACAAGAAGGAGCAGAAGAGUGGCCAGAGUCAGGAGAAGAAGAGACCUGCAGCUGCUGCUCCCCCUGUUGCCGUGAAGACUGGAGGAGCUACGUUGAAGAAGUUCAAGUUUAGUGGCAUCUCGUUGAAGUCGGGCAACGUUCAGGCUCCUAAGAAGAAGUCCGCGCCGUUCUUCAACGCGUUGAGCGGAGAUAGCAAGCCGCCGCUUAAUGGCGAGAACGCGGCGAAGAAGGAGCAGCGUGAGAAGCAGAAGCUGCUGAUCGAGGAGCAGAAGAAGGAGGAGAAGGCCAAGUUCCUGGCGGAGGAGGACGCAGUGCCCAAGCAGUUGGCUCUAUGGACGCCGGUGGAUGAAGAGAAGAAGGGUGAAACUCCCGAGGAGAAGAAGAAGAGAGAGGAGCUAGAGGCGCGCCAGCGGGAGCGAGUGCAGAAGGUCGUGGAGGAAGUGGACCCGCUGGACGCCUACAUGGCCGGUCUUGUGGACGAAGCGGCUAUCAACCAGUCGCGCGCGAACCCUGCUGCCAACGUGAUCUCCCAGUCCGAGAUCGAAGCCAAGGGCAAGAUCAAUAUUUAUGGUACGUUCCUGCCUCCGGAUGCCGCUGAGCAGUCGAGCGUGACCGCUUCAACGUCUUCGUCUACGGCUGAACCCAAGGCCGCAACUAGCGAGGUGCAAGAGACUCCUGAAGAACGUGAAGCGCGUGAAGAGCGCGAGCUCAAGGAGUUUAUGCGAGCGAUUAAGGAGAAACGAGAGCAGGAGGAGAAGAAGGCUGCGGAUGCUACUGCAGCCUCUACGACUCAAACUAACGGAGCUGGACCAGAAGAUGAAGAGGACCCGAUGCUGAAGAAGGAUGACACGGGACGCAUCUACCAAGGAUUUGAAGAAGAUAUUAUCGGUGAAGACUCGGAACUGGUGGACCAGCGCUCAGCUCUGGAAAUUCUGCAAGAACAGCAGAAGAAGAAGGAGAUCAAACCGGUGGAUCACUCGAAGAUGAAUUAUCUCGCGUUCCAAAAGAAAUUCUACGUGGUUCCGAAAGAAAUCAAAGACUUGUCGGAGGAAGAGGUGGAGGCUCAGCGUAAGGAGUCUGAAAUCAAGGUACGCGGAAAGAGCUGCCCGCGCCCGCUGCAAAAGUGGACGCAAUGUGGCUUCAGCGUUCGGAUGCUUCAACUUAUCAAGAAGCAUGGCUUCGAGGAACCGUUCGCUAUCCAAAAGCAGGCACUGCCGGCGAUUAUGUCUGGACGUGAUGUCAUCGGCAUUGCCAAGACGGGUUCAGGCAAGACGUUGGCGUUCCUUCUUCCUAUGUUCCGUCACAUUCUGGCUCAACCCCCACUCCAAGAGAAUGAGGGACCGAUUGGUAUCAUCAUGGCGCCCGCUCGAGAACUUGCUCAGCAAAUUUACAUGGAGACCCGGAAGUUUUCGAAGGGUCUAGGAUUGCGCGCUACGGCUGUUUAUGGUGGAUCCUCGGUCUCAGAACAGAUCGCUAACCUGAAACGUGGCUCCGAUAUCGUGAUUUGCACGCCAGGCCGCAUGAUCGAUAUUUUGUGCAUGAGUGCGGGUAAAAUGGUAUCGCUCCAGCGUGUUACGUACGUGGUGCUAGAUGAAGCUGAUCGGAUGUUCGACAUGGGCUUCGAGCCGCAGAUUACGAAGAUUAUGAUGAACAUUCGGCCAGAUCGACAGACAUUAUUGUUCUCGGCAACUUUUCCUCGCUCGGUGGAAUCUCUCGCGCGUAAAGUACUGCGGAAACCAGUUGAAAUUACCGUGGGCACACGCAGCACGGCGUCAGGCGAUAUCACGCAAUAUGUUGAAGUGCGCGAAGAGGACGACAAGUUCAUGCGACUCCUUCAACUCUUGGGUCUGUGGUAUGAGAAGGGAAACAUUCUUGUGUUUGUAAACAAACAGCAAGCAUGCGACCAGAUCUUCCAGGACUUGAUGAAGGCUGGAUACCCUGCGCUAUCGCUGCACGGUGGAAAGGAUCAAGUCGAUCGAGACUACACCAUCGAUGACUUCAAACGGAAGGUGCGGACCGUGAUGGUGGCGACAUCUGUCGCUGGUCGGGGUCUUGACGUGAAGGAUUUGGUUCUUGUCAUCAAUUACCAUUGCCCGAAUCACAUGGAAGACUAUGUCCAUCGCGUGGGACGAACCGGACGAGCUGGGCGUAAGGGUACUGCUUACACCUUCAUCUCUCCAGAUGAGGAGGAGUACUCGGUGGAUCUCGUGAAGGCGCUUGAAAACGCUAAACAAACUGUCCCGCCCGAGCUGACGCAACUAGCGGAAGCAUUCAAGGAGAAGGUUAAGCGCGGUGAAGCAAGGUAUCACGGCAGUGGCUUUAAGGGCAAGGGCUUCACGUUCGAUGAAACGGAGCGGAACGAGACCCAGCGCACGGCAGAUCUUCAAAAACGCCAAUAUGAAUUGGACAAUGGCAUUUUGGUUGAGGAUAACGCUGCCGCCGAUGAUGACGAUGCAGACGAGCCGAGCAAGGAGAACUCUGUUGCUGCGACUGACAAGCCAUCAUUGCCUGCCGUGGCAAAGCAGCUACCUGUCGACAGCGAAGCAAUGUCCGCCUUCAUCAAAGCUCAGAAAAUCAUCCAGAACCUCGAUCUGCAGUACAAGGGUAAUGGCGACGGCUCUGGCGAGAACCACUUCGUUGAGGAGCUUGAGAUUAAUGACUAUCCUCAGCAGGCACGCUGGAGAGUCACUCAGAAAGAGGCAAGCGACUCGGUGGCGGAGCUCACUGGCGCAGCGGUUAUUGCGAGAGGGUCGUAUAUUCCUGCUGGCCGCAAGCCGAAUCCAUCGGAACGGAAACUUUACUUGGCUAUCGAGGGUCCAACACAAGCUUCCGUUAUCGAGGCCAGGCGGGAACUGCAACGCAUCCUGGACGAAACUACGAUGCAAGUCGGCCUGGGUGGCGACAAAUACGGGAAGUACAGUUUGUAA